CGCGUAAAAAAGCACGUCUUCUUCUUCUCCAUGGUUCUGAAAGGAACAUUUCUACUGUCGACAAGCAAACCCCUUCUUUCUUUAGUUCUUUAUACCGCCAAUCCAAAUCCCAUUGUCUUUGUUCUUUACUGUCUCUCCUUCUCCCUAGCUCUGUUGCAUAGCCAAAACGAGAAGAGGAAGAAGAUGUUUACGGCCAUAGUUUUACUGUCAAUUCUCUUCAUAGCCAGUCUUGUGUAUACUGUAUUGAAUUCUCGAACCAAGAAGCCUAUCGUCCCAUGGCUAAAGUCCCUUUUCACAAACCCAACUUCACAAGAUGUUGCCAGCAGGAAGCCAGCGGGAGCCAUGGAAACAGAGGAAGCGAAGAGAACUAGCGGAAGCGGAAACACCCAGAAAAACAAGGGCGAGCUGAAGGGCGUCUUCGCGACGUUCGACAAGGACAGGGACGGCUUCAUAACGAAGAAGGAGCUGCGAGACUCAUUCAAGAACAUUGGCAUGAGCAUGACAGAGGAGGAGGUGGAGGAAAUGGUGGAGAGGGUGGAUGCGAAUAAGGAUGGGUUGAUUGAUCUGGAGGAGUUCUACGAGCUGGUCGGGGCGGAGGCUGCGGAAGGGGAGGGCGGCGGCGGGGAGGCGGAGCUGAAGGAGGCGUUUGGCGUGUUUGACGGGGAUGGGGAUGGGCUGAUAACGGUGGAGGAGUUGAGAAUGGUGUUGGGUGCGCUUGGGUUGAAGGAAGGGGGAAGAUUGGAGAGUUGCAGAGAGAUGAUAAGGAAGGUUGAUGCCGAUGGAGAUGGCAUGGUUAAUUUUGAGGAGUUCAAGAAGAUGAUGAAGGCUGUGCCGGGCCUUUCUGCAAUUUCUUGAAUAAUUCAGUCUGAAUGGAGGAGGAGGAGGAGGAGGAGGCCAAAUUCAUUGAUUGAGUUGAUAGUCUAAAAUGGCCCCCCAAAAAAAUGUCUUUUUGAGUUGAUUUUUAACAAUCAGCUGAAAUACAAAAGACAUUUUAGUUAUUUUUGACUUAUCAUCGAUGAAUGAACUCCACUUCUCUGUUCGGACUGAGUAUCCUUCUUGUUCAUGAACGUUGUUGAUUUGUCAACUUUGGGGCAGGCAGGUUGGGCACUUUCGCCACCUCUUGUUCCUUUUCUUGUCUUUGGUCUUUGCUUUUGGGUGGAAAUUUAAGGGCAAGUUGAUGGGAUGUACAUCAAAAAAAAUGUUCAUAGUCUUAAUUAAUUUAUUUAUAGUUUCCAGCUUCUAACUGCUA
Messenger RNA from Diospyros lotus (date-plum), 1249 nucleotides. RefSeq names its product calmodulin-like protein 6. Gene Ontology annotation, molecular function: calcium ion binding. Bases 31 to 855 code for a protein of 274 amino acids. The record is from RefSeq and is a predicted model, not a curated record. The transcript has a single exon. NCBI's taxonomy places the organism in Eukaryota, Viridiplantae, Streptophyta, Magnoliopsida, Ericales, Ebenaceae.